Messenger RNA from Medicago truncatula (barrel medic), 2078 nucleotides. Its product is annotated as basic leucine zipper 61. Gene Ontology annotation, molecular function: DNA-binding transcription factor activity; DNA binding. Bases 532 to 1578 code for a protein of 348 amino acids. The record is from RefSeq and is a predicted model, not a curated record. NCBI's taxonomy places the organism in Eukaryota, Viridiplantae, Streptophyta, Magnoliopsida, Fabales, Fabaceae. Gene Ontology annotation, cellular component: nucleus. The transcript is spliced from 4 exons. Gene Ontology annotation, biological process: positive regulation of DNA-templated transcription.
UCUAGUUAUUAAACUACACUGCCAUUUUCCCACUAAAACCGUUGAGUCUUUCACCACCUAGCUGUUGCUAGCUGUCUCUAAUAUCCCUCCCCAUGUGACCCUUCUUUCCACUCUCUCUCCAAAACCUUAGGACCUUAUUAGAAAAUCAAUAACAUAUUACAUUACACUUACACACAUAUACCAUAAUCUAAGAAAAAAAUAUAGAGGGUAAAGAAAAACAUAUCAUCAUCAUAAUUGUGUAUUGUACAUGACACAAUAUGGUGCAGGUGUUAUUGCCUCUCAUCAUAUCUCUCUAAUAUACUUCUCUCUCUCUUGUCUCCCACUACUUUUAGAAGCCCGAGAACAAGAUUUUGAAGUAAAGAUUUGCGGUUGUUUGUGUGUUGGUUAGGUUGUUGAGAUUUCUCUCUCUCUUUUCUUUACCUAUUUUUUCUCAAAAACACAAACACUUAUAAGAUACAUAACACAACACAAUACCAAAAAUUUCGGUUAAACUUCCUCUAUAUUUGGGGUCACACAUACUCAUUGGGAUUAAUGGCACAGUUACCUCCUAAAAUACCAAGUACCAUACCCCAAAAUUGGCCAUAUUUUCCUCACCAAAGGGUAUCAUCAUCAUCCACAAUGUCAAACAUCACCUCCACCACCACGACCACGGCCACGACCCAGAAUAAUACUUCUGACCAUCAACAAUCACCACCAUCACAACAAUUACCAUCAUGGAUAGACGAAUUCCUCGAUUUUUCCUCGGUAAGGCGAGGGGCUCACAGGCGGUCUGCUAGCGACUCUAUUGCCUUCCUCGAGACAUCAUUUCUCGAGGAAGACUGCAGGAGUGGUGGUGGCGGUGGUGGAGGAUUUGAUAGACUGGAUGAUGACCAAUUAAUUUCCAUGUUCUCUGACAAUGUUGCCGGCGUAUCUUUCCCGCCUUUGCCGUUGUCAUCAACAUCCAACCCAUCGUCACCAUCCUCCGACCAAAAUAGCAAUAACAAUGAAGAGAAACCAAUGGCAAUGGUGUUGGAUGAACAACCUCAAGAGCAUUAUCUUCAUCAUGAGGUGAAGCCUAAGGAUGAAGCCGUUGAUGACGACGGUUCAUGUAAAAAUGAGGCGGCGGCGGCGCCAUCUUCCUCCGGAAACAUCACCUGCACUGAAACCGUUGUGGAUCCCAAGAGGGUCAAAAGAAUUUUGGCUAAUAGGCAAUCAGCUCAAAGGUCAAGGGUGAGAAAACUACAAUAUAUUUCUGAGCUUGAAAGGAGCGUAACAUCUUUGCAGACGGAGGUUUCAGCACUGUCACCACGAGUUGCAUUCUUGGACCAUCAACGUAUGAUUCUUACUGUCGACAACAGUGCCAUAAAGCAACGGAUUGCAGCAUUGGCCCAGGACAAGCUUUUCAAAGAUGCUCAUCAAGAAGCAUUAAAGAAGGAAAUAGAAAGGUUGAGGCAAAUCUAUCACCAACAAAACAUACAAAAGAUGGGAAAUUCAGUCAAUAAUAACAUUAACAAUGGCCAUUCUCUUCAAUCUCCAACACCAACAUCACAGCCACAACAACAAUCUUUCCAUCAGCACAAGGAGCAAAUCCUCAGUUAAGGGAAAGAGAAAAAGAAAAGAAAAAAAAAAUAUAGAAAAAAGUGGAUUAUGUAUUAUGUUCCUUGGUCCUAACAUGUGAUGUGUUCCUUAUCAAAGUUGAUGUGGGGCCCAUGAGAAACAGUUAUGAGUAAUUGGAGGGUAGGAAGUUGACAUGUGGAUUGGUUUAAUUUAGAUUGAUGAUUUCUUUUUUUUCUUUCUUUCAAUUUUCCUUUUUAAGGUGAUUAUUUGGGAUUGGUUUGGAAUUAUAAGAUAUAAUUUCUUAUGAUUACACUUUUUGUUUUUGUUUUUUUAACAAAAUUAUUCUCAAUGAUUUUCUUUUUUGGGGGUGGAAUAAGGGGGGACAAAAUAUAGUGGGUUUGUAUUGGGAUAUAUAUGUAUGGAAAUGGAAACUAUUAGAGAUUUAUUUUCUCCUAUUUUUUGUGGAGGAAGGUGGUGUUUGAUUGAUGUAAUUUUCUUGUAUUUUUUCUUCACUUGGGACUAAUUGUCUAUGUUCAUUUCAA